Molecule: messenger RNA, 4241 nt
Organism: Aedes albopictus (Asian tiger mosquito)
Lineage: Eukaryota; Metazoa; Arthropoda; Insecta; Diptera; Culicidae
Exons: 2
Coding region: 2725-3657 (310 amino acids)
Biological process (GO): DNA integration
Molecular function (GO): nucleic acid binding
Source: RefSeq, a predicted model, not a curated record
CACCGGGAAAGUAUGUGCGUGCUCCGUCGAUUUCCUCUGACGACGACACCGAUGAACUGAAGAAUCUCGUAAUCUGGAGGCACCGGAUAACCAACUGGAACUAGCAAACAAGUUGAAGGAACUUGAAAACGUCAUCCAAGUGCUGCGUUAUCGUAACGAUAGUCAUCCAGGAAAUUCAUCGACCGUUCUGGCCAGCGUACCGCGUGGUUCGUCUGAUAUUACUGCUACUGAGGGCAAUAUCCGUUGGGACAGCAUCACCCCAUUCCCCAAAAACGUACCAGCCACCAAAAUGUGGGAGGCAUGGAUGUGCUUCAUCGAAGACUUUGAACUAACAUCAUCGCUAUCGAAUGUGAAAAAUCCAAAACGACGUGUUGAGCUGCUCCUGUUGUCCAUGGGUGAGGAGCUAAAAGGCGUCGUUCGUGCCGCCACUAACGCUAAACAUGCGUCAGGAAGAUGGAGAAUCCGCUGUUAAUUUUCAUGCAAGACUGUCAAGAAAGGUGCAGCUCUGCGGCUACAGCCCCGACGACCAGGACCGCUUCGUUAGGACUCAGCUUCUAAGGGGGCUCCGUAAUCAGGAACUCAAGAAAGCUGCGAGGAUGUACGGUCACGACUCAAACUUCAUCGUACAGUCGGCCACUCGAGCCGAGGGAUUCCUGGCUGAAGUUACGCCAUCGGCAACGGAAUCCAGCACGUUCACAGUCAGCGCCGGCCAGUAUCGUGGUUCUCAGGACCGAUUCAAACGCAAAGCAGAACAGCAAGAAAAGCGAUUUGGUAAUUCAUCCAAGAAGUUCCGACCGAACAGAACGGUCGCUGAUGGAGGCAGAGCACAUCCUCGUGUGGAAAUGACUCGUCGGAACAGAUGUCCAAGAUGUUUCCGUUCGUCUCACAUGGGUUCUGAGUGUCCAGCGAAGUGGAGGAACUGCAAUUCUUGCGGUGCGGUUGGACAUUUUGCGGUGGCGUGUCGCGGUCAUCGUGUGAACGUAGUCAAAGAUGAGGAGGUCUCAGCUCGUGCAGCGAUCGAGGAUUCCAAGGAUCAGGUAAUGGAUUAGUAACCUAAAAUGUUAAAGUAAUGAAUUCAUAACAUUGAAGAGAAAUAUUUUGAUAAUAAAAAUUUGAUACUGCAAUAAUUACAUGAAUACAAAUCCUUGGGUUUCCUUAUUAUUUGGAAUCUAUUACAGCAGAUCAAUGCCCUUUCGCUCCAAGAUGUACUGAUUGAUUGCCUCGUCGGUUCAUCUAAUCCGAUCAAGUUCCUGAUAGAUUCGGGUGCAGACGUAAACGUCCUGGGUGGAGCGGAUUGGGACAACUUGGAACAGCAGCUGCGGGCAGGUAAGGUUAAACUUAUCCCACUGGAAAGGACCAUCAGUCGGAAUUUGCAAGCGUACGCUUCCAACAAACCAAUGGAAGUCGAACACGCUUUUACAGCUACUGUCGAAGCAGUUGGCAGUACAAAACCACCUGUUACCGCUGAUUUUCUUGUGGUGAGAGCAGGCAAGCGAUCCUUGCUUGGAAGGGUAACAGCCAGCGACAUGGGACUUCUAAAGGUUGGAGAAACGAUCAAUACUUGCGAAACUGGGAUAUUUGCAAAAAUGCCCGUAGUGAAGGUGAAGUUUAGUGUUGAUGAUUCAAUACCCCCAGUACGCAACGCGUAUUAUAAUAUUCCUGCCGCAUACCGCGAGGGCGCACGACGAAGACUUGAGGAAAUGGAGGCACGGGGAAUAAUCGAGAAGGUAACGCAAGCUCCUCAAUGGAUAAGUGGCAUGUCUGCCGUUCCAAAGGGGAAAGAGGACUUCCGUUUGGUGGUAAACAUGCGGGCCCCGAACAAGCCAUCAAACGGGAGUACUUCAGAAUGCCAUCGAUCGAUGAAAUGAGAAUUAAACUACAUGGUGCCAAAUAUUUUUCUAAGUUGGACCUCUCCAAUGCGUUUUACCACAUCGAGUUGAACGAGGAAUCACGAGAACUCACGACGUUCAUUUCGGAAAAUGGAAUGUUCCGCUUCACCCGCCUAAUGUUCGGUGUCAAUUGCGCACCGGAGAUAUUCCAGCGAGAAAUGACGCGUAUUCUCAAGGAUGUCAAGAAUAAAAUUGUAUUCAUUGAUGACAUACUCCUGUUCGCCGGGACGAUUGAAGAAUUGAGAAAGACAGUCUCGCAAGUCUUACAAAUCUUGCGAUCGAAUAACCUCUCGUUAAAUACCGAUAAAUGCGAAUUUGAUCGAACAAACAUCAGAUUUCUGGGGCAUGAGCUGAAUGAGAAGGGAUUCAACAUAGAGGAAUCGAAAGUUGGUGAUGUUCGGAAAUUCCGGCGAGAAGUUUCCUUGGGUUGGCAUCAUUCGUGAGCCCAUACAUAAACAAUUUUGCGGACAUUUCUAGUCCAUUGUGGACGGUAGCAUCAUCACAAAAAUGGAGCUGGGGAGAAGACCAGGAGAAAGCCUUUGAGCUUAUCAAAAACCGGAUUAUCCACUCAACGGUUACUCUCGGAUACUUUUCUGAAUACGAUCGGACAUACCUGUACACGGACGCCUCUCCCCGUGCGCUAGGAGCAGUAUUGGUGCAACAGAAUGAAGACGGAGUUUAUCGAAUCAUUAGUUUCGCUUCAAAGUCGUUGACUACUACGGAAAGGAAAUAUGCCCAGAACCAACGCGAGGCCUUGAGUGCCGUGUGGGCAGUGGAGCACUUCUCCUACUUUUUGUUGGGAAGGCACUUCGUUCUCCGCACGGACGCUCAAGGAAUGGCCUUCAUCUUCAGAAGAACACGCGAGGAUUCAAAAAGGGCUCUGACUAGAGCCGAUGGCUGGGCUUUGCGCCUAAGCCCGUAUGAUUACGACAUCGAGUACACCCGGGGCCACGAAAACAUCGCCGAUCCCUCAUCACGCCUAUACGACGGGGAGGAUGGGGCUUUUAACGAGGAAGUAAGCCCCUGGGAAAUAUGUAGCUUGCACUCCCAAUCCGUCGACUUCCUUACUGAGGAAGAAAUACGAGAAUCAACUAAGAACGAUGAUACUCUUGUUUUGGUGAUUUCAUCGUUGGACACCGGCAAGUGGUCAAAAGAUCUGGCGAGAUUCAAAGCUGUUGCAGAAGACUUGCGAUACACGGACGGGAUCCUAAGUAAAAACGGAUGUGCGGUAAUACCUGAAGGUCUACGGAAGAAGGCGCUGGAGAUAGCACACGCAGGUCAUCCGUUGGAAGCCAAAUUCAAAAGCAUUCUAAGGAGUCGCGUUUGGUGGCCAGGAAUGUCCGGCGACGCUGAGAGGUGGGUCAAAACGUGCGAAACUUGCGCUGUGAAUGGAAGGCCGGAAAGGCCACCUCCCAUGCAGAGAUCAUUUGCACCCAAAGCUUCUUGGGAGACUAUUGCGCUUGAUUUUAAUGGGCCAUACUUAAAAUUUGGCAGCAUAUCAAUUCUUGUAAUAAUUGAUCUGAGGUCCAGGUACGCAAUUGCGCGCCCAGUCAAAUCAACUAAGUUUGAGUACACGAAAGAAGUUUUGGAUUCCGUUUUCGAGAAGGAAGGGUUCCCACGAGCCAUAAAAUCGGACAAUGGUCCACCAUUCAAUGGGGAGGACUAUGCACGUUAUUGCUCAGAACGUGGAAUUCAGGUCAUAUUUUCCACUCCCUUCUAUCCACAGCAAAAUGGCUUGGUGGAAGGGUUUAUGAAAAUCGUAAAUUAGGCAAUGUGCACUGCAGUGUCAACAGGCGCAAACUACCAAAGGGAACUGCAGUCCGCAGUCCAAGCAUAUAAUGCAGCAGACCACUCAAUCACAAAGCUUCCACCCGAGGAAGCGUUAUCAGGGCGCAAAAUUAAGCGUGGUUUGCCGCUUCUCCACUACGGAAAAUCCAAUCACAACGAAAUGGAACUGGAUGUUCGAGAUCGUGAAGCAAAGUUACUUUCAAAAUCCCGAGAAGAUGCUCGACGGGGAGCCAGAGCAUGCAAAGUUAAGCCAGGCGAUACUGUAAUCGUCGAACGUCAAACGAGGUCGAAAGGCGAAAGUAGAUUUGGCUCGAAGCGGUAUGUGGUUUCUGACGAACGUAACGGCAGUCUAGUCCUCUGCGAUUCCGAAGGCCAAAAGCUUAAGCGUCACGUAUCACAGACGAAAAAGGUCCAGGAAUGGCGACAGCAGCAAUCAACAAGCGAGCAGGAUCAUAAUCCAGAGGUUUCUCCCGAUGGCGGUCGAGAACAGCGUCCAGCGCGUGAGAAAAGGACCCCCUCCUAUCUCUACGAUUACAUCCGGGAGCUCGAGCAGAAUCCAAAGCC